Molecule: messenger RNA, 333 nt
Organism: Aureococcus anophagefferens
Lineage: Eukaryota; Pelagophyceae; Pelagomonadales; Pelagomonadaceae
Exons: 1
Coding region: 1-333 (110 amino acids)
Cellular component (GO): cytosolic large ribosomal subunit
Molecular function (GO): structural constituent of ribosome; RNA binding
Source: RefSeq, a predicted model, not a curated record
AUGGCCCCCGCGAAGAAGUCGAAGAAGAGCGUCGAGAACCUCAACUCGCGCCUGCAGCUCGUCAUGAAGAGCGGCAAGGUCGCCCUCGGCUACAAGACGUCCCUCAAGACGCUCCGGUCGAACAAGUCCAAGCUCGUGCUCCUCGCCAACAACACGCCCCCGCUCCGCAAGAGCGAGGUCGAGUACUACGCCAUGCUCUCCAAGUGCCAGGUCAUCCACUACAACGGCUCGAACGUCGACCUCGGCACGGCGUGCGGCAAGUACUUCAAGGUCUCCAUGCUCACGGUCAUCGACCCGGGAGACAGCGACAUCGUCCGAUCCACGGAGGAGUAG